This is a messenger RNA of Pseudopodoces humilis (Tibetan ground-tit), 2356 nucleotides long. The record is from RefSeq and is a predicted model, not a curated record. Lineage: Eukaryota; Metazoa; Chordata; Aves; Passeriformes; Paridae.
AUGAAGCCGGCGAGGAAGGCCGGAGGAGACCCCUCCCCAGCCCUGGAAGCGGCGUUCCGGCGGCUCCGCUGCCAGCGCGUCCUGGCCCGCCGCGACGGCGUUUUCCGCCCCGCCGUCCUCAAGCAGCUCCGCCGGGGCCACGAGCUCGGCGUCCAGUUCACCGGGGACCGCGGGCUGACCUUCCUGGAGGGGGGCUUCCUCGGGGACCCCCCGGCCGUGGUGUUGGACUCCACGCCCCCCGCGGGGGCUCUGGGGGUGGGCACGGCGGUCUGCGCCCGCCUGGACCCCGCCGAGACCCUCUACAGACCGGGCACGGUGGUGGAGGUGAGCGCCAAGCCGCCCUCGUACCGGGUGCGCUUCGCCCCUCCGCCCCCCGCGCCCCCCGUCUGGGUGCCCCGCUCGGGCUUGAGGCUGCUGAGACCCCCGUGGCCGCCGGGAGACCCCGGCCCGCCGGAGGAAGAGGAGGAGGAAGGCGCGCCGAGGCAACCGGAGGACGCCGAGGUCUCCAAGCUGAGCGCGGCUCCGGUGCCGCCGCCGCCGCCGCCGCCGCCGCGCCCCGCGGGGGCUCAGCCCCCCGCCGCCCCCCAAGCCGCAGGGACCCCCCAGCCCAAAUACAAGAAGGGGGACGUGGUGUGCACCCCCAACGGGAUCCGCAAGAAGUUUAACGGCAAGCAGUGGCGGCGCCUGUGCUCCCGGGACGGCUGCACCAAGGAAUCGCAGCGCCGCGGAUUCUGCUCCCGCCACCUCUCCAUGCGCACCAAGGAGCUGGAGGGGCUCCCCGAGGCUCGCCCGGGACCCCCGGCCCCUCGAGGGGGCAGCGCCGACUUCGAGUGGGGCGACGAAACCUCCCGGGAGAGCGAGGGCGACGCCCGGGCGCGGCUCGGGGGUCCGCACGGAGCGGCGGUGCCGCCCAACCCGGAUUUGUCCCGGUUCGAGUUCGACGAGUGCGAGGCCGCCGUGAUGUUGGUGUCGCUGGGGAGCUCCCGCUCGGGCACCCCGAGUUUUUCCCCGGCUUCCACCCAGUCCCCCUUCUCGCCCACCCCGUCGCCGUCGCCCUCGCCGCUUUUCGGCUUCCGCCCGGCCAAUUUCAGCCCGGUCACCGCCUCGCCCCGGGCCCGCGGGCGGCACCUGAGCGCCGGGACCCCCCGACCGGGCGAGGGGCUCAGCCCUCCNNCUCCUCCUCCUCCUCCUCCUCCUCCCCCCCCGCGACCCCGGCCGCCCUCGGGGGUCCCUCCGGGGGUCUUCCAGCCCGCCCUGACCUUCACGGUGCCGCUGAGCCCCGGCAAGCGCAAGGCGGAGCUGGCGGAGCCGCAGGACGGGGCUCCGGGGGGCUCGGGGCUGACGGCGGACCCCGGCCCCGGCGCCCGCAGGGUCCCCGCGGUUCCCCGGGGGUCUCCGGUGAUCGUUCGGAACCCCGAGGUUCCCCUCCCCGAGCCCCCCCCGCCCCCCCGGCCGCGCCCCUUGCUGCCCCCUCCCCAAAAAGCCGCUCUGGCCGCCCCGGUGCCCAUCAACGCCGGGCGGCUGCGGGCCCCGGGGCGACCCCCGGCCGCCCCCGGCGGGCCCCCCGGGACCCCCGAGCGGGGCCCCCCCGGAGCCGCCUUCGGGGGGCCCCCCCUGCACCCGGUGGCGUUUCACCCCUCGCCGGCCGCGCUGCUGCCGCUGCUCGUGCCCGGAGACUACGGGACCCCCCCGGCCCCCCGCAAGGAGAUCGUCAUGGGCAGGCCCGGAACAGUCUGGACCAACGUGGAGCCGCGCUCGGUGCCGGUGUUCCCGUGGCACUCGCUGGUGCCGUUCCUGGCCCCGAGCCAGCCGGACGCGUCCCCGCAGCCCCCGCCCCCCGAGUCGGCCGCGGUGGCCCCCGAGCCCGGGGGGCCCGGCCAGGAGCCCGGGCGAUGCGGGGGGGCCACCAGACCGCCCAGCCCCCCGCCCGCCGCGCCCCCGGCCCCGCCCCCCGCCGCCACGGCCACGCCCAGCGAGGAGGAGCCGCAGGGGGGAGGGGCGGCGCGGCCGGACAGCGAGACCGAGAGUGACCACGACGACGCGUUCCUGUCGUCCAUCGUGGCUCCGGAGCUGCCGCUGCCGCUGGGCCCCGGAAAGCGCCGGACGCAGUCGCUGAGCGCCCUGCCCAAGGACGGGGACAAGGACGGGCGCAGCCCCAGCAAGCGGGAGAAGGACCACAUCCGGCGCCCCAUGAACGCCUUCAUGAUCUUCAGCAAGCGGCACCGGGCCCUGGUGCACCAGCGGCACCCGAACCAGGACAACAGAACCGUCAGCAAGAUCCUGGGGGAGUGGUGGUACGCGCUGGGACCCCGGGAGAAACAGCAGUACCACGACCUGGCCUUCCAGGUGAGCACAG